Messenger RNA from Sinocyclocheilus anshuiensis, 402 nucleotides. RefSeq names its product myosin-binding protein C, cardiac-type-like. Gene Ontology annotation, cellular component: M band. The record is from RefSeq and is a predicted model, not a curated record. NCBI's taxonomy places the organism in Eukaryota, Metazoa, Chordata, Actinopteri, Cypriniformes, Cyprinidae. Gene Ontology annotation, biological process: sarcomere organization.
AUGAAUGAACAUCAGAAGAGAACGAACCGAGCUGACAGGACUUUUGUAGAGAAGCCAGAAUGUGUGGUAGCCAUCGCAGGUAAAGAUGUAACAUUUGUGGUUAAGGUGGACUCCACUAACCUCACACGUAAACCCACCAUGAAGUGGUUGAAGGGGAAGUGGAUGGACCUCGGCAGCAAAGCUGGAAAACACAUCCAAUUAAAAGAGUCCUAUGACAGAAACAUUAAGAUCUACACGUACGAGAUGAAGAUCGUCAAGGUGGUUCCAGGAGACGCAGGUGGAUACAGGUGUGAAGUGUCUGCUAAAGACAAUGACAGCUGCACCUUUGAGAUCACUGUGGAGGCUGCUGAACAAGAGGGCCAAGCAGAUAUUUUGUCUGCCUUCAAAAGAGCGCGAGUCUGA